CCUAAUAACAGCGGAGGAGGUCAUAUUGGUCAAAUAAUGUGUGCUCUCUACGAUGAACAAACAAAACUAUGGACAGCUGCAGAUCGACGACUAUCAGAAUCCAAACAACAAUCAUUGGGUCAUGUAAUUUUAAAUUGGCUGUCGUCACGGGGUUCAAAACUAGCUCAGAUUAAUGAUGACACCGGCGUUCAAGUAACCUACCAUGAACUCUGGUUAAAUACAAUUCGUGCCGCGCAAAAUCUACUGAAAAUGGGAUUUAAGCCUCGGCAAAAGUUCUGUUUUAUGAUUUACAACAACGAUCAUCUAAUCCCUGCUCUUGUCGCAUCGAUUUGUUUGAUAUGUCCAAUUGUACCACUGCAUCCGAUGCUAUCAAAGGAUGAAAUCGCACGGAUUUUGAUUCAAAUUCAGCCAGUUGCUCUUUUCUGCGAAGCUAAUUUAUAUGACAGCAUCGAUGAGGUGUUGUCGGAAAUUGGAAUCGACGUGAAACUGUUCAUUUUCGACAAACACAUCGCCAAUUUGGAAUCAGUUGAACGUCUAAUGGACGAAACGGGUGAAGAGGAAACAUUUGUGCCUUACGUUCAUAAGGUGGACGAGGACAUCGCAGGAAUAUUUUGUUCAUCCGGUACAACAGGAACAUCCAAGUGUGCCUGCAUCUCAUCCGAUCACUACAUUUUCAGUGAUCCAGCCCGAUACAACUCAGAUUGCGUUGUGUUUUCCUUUGAUUCGAUCUUCUGGACAGUCGGUGUCAGACCGCUGAUCGACUGCAUUUCAAAUGGUGCAGUACGCAUAAUCACUUCACGUCCGUUUUCGCCCGAAUUACAACUGCAACUCAUCGAAAAGUAUAAGGUUAAUGUGCUGUACAGUGCACCAUUCAACAUGGUUCCAUGCAUAAAAAACGACCUAAUUAGCAAAGUGGAUUUGUCGAGCGUGCACACGAUAUUCUUGUACGGGUCGAAGGUACAUUCAACGUUGAUCGAAGAACUGGAUCGGUUUUUUCCGAACGCAUGUCCGCUCUCGUGGUAUGGAAUGACGGAAAUCGGUAAAAUUGCCGAUGAUUUGAGUGUUAAAGAAGGAUGUGUCUGUGGCAAACAGCUGGUUAACGGUUGUACGGCAAAGAUUAUCGACGAAAAUGGAAACCAUUGUGGCCCCAAUAUCAGUGGUGAAAUUUGCAUCAAGAACAGCAAUAAAUUUCUCGGUUAUUUUAAUGAUCCAGCGACAACAUCAGCCGCUAUCGACGAUGAGGGAUUCUUUCGAACCGCUGACUCUGGCUAUUUCGAUGCUGAUGGUAUUCUAUUCCUCAGCGAUCGAAAGAAGAAUGUCAUGACCGUGUUCUAUUUCGACGGCAUCAUUUUGCCAUCGGAAGUCGAAGCGUGUCUCAAUUCAGUGCCAGAUAUCGAUGAGGUCAGCGUUGUCGGUAUAUCGAUCACAACCGAUAUGGUUUUGCCAGCUGCGGUUGUUGUUCGAAAACCCGGUUCGAGUUUGAACGAGCACGAUGUUUAUGAUAUAGUCAAGGAUAAAUUUCCCAACCGAUCAAGACUGCGUGGUGGAGUGUAUUUCGUUGAAUCACUAGCAAAAACACGCAACGGAAAAUUGCUCAAAAGAGAAAUCACACAGCUGGCCGAAUCACUGUUCCAAAAGGCAUUGAAGCAAGACGAAAACGUUCAGGCAUCUCUUUCUGUUAUUCCGGAAGAAUAUCGUAAAUUGAUUAAUGAAAGAUAUAACACGUGGUAGAAAGUAAUCAGCGAAGCCGUCGUUAUCUUACUGACUUUCCAAUAUUUUGAUAAUAAAUGAAAAAUGCAAGGCAGUUGA
This is a messenger RNA of Bradysia coprophila, 1809 nucleotides long. RefSeq lists its product as uncharacterized. Gene Ontology annotation, molecular function: long-chain fatty acid-CoA ligase activity. The record is from RefSeq and is a predicted model, not a curated record. Gene Ontology annotation, biological process: fatty-acyl-CoA biosynthetic process; long-chain fatty acid metabolic process. Lineage: Eukaryota; Metazoa; Arthropoda; Insecta; Diptera; Sciaridae.